AUGACACGAGAAGUCAGUUCUGAAGCUCGGGCGCGGAAGCGAGAACGUGACAAACAGAACCAAAGGCAGCGUCGCAAACGGGAACGCGAUGCCUUCGAGGAGCUACAGCUAAAGAAUGAGCUGCUGGAACAGCAGGUGAAGGCUUUGAGCACCGGGACGGCCCCAGACAUCCAACGGCUGAACGAGCAGGUGGAGGUUUUGCAGAUGGGCAACAAGAAGCUGAAAGAGAAAUUGACAAUGGUGGACAACUUUGUCAGAUCUUGGAACACGCUUGCAAGUGAUUCGGUCGCUCCAACUUCUGCUACGCCAUCGAUGAAUGCAAAAGAGGCGAGAAUGCAGCCGCCGGUGCAGAUGUCGCAGGCCCUGUCACCGGCUGUUUCCACUCCGCGACAUAGUGUACGCUCACCUGUGCCAUACCAAGUAACGGGAUACUUCACCGGAAGAAGGCGUGGUUCCCUAUCCAGCGACUGGUCGGGGUCGAUUGCAAGUCCCGCCUUCGACGAGAACUCGAGCAAGCUAGAAGUAUGCGAGAAGAGACUAAGCUUCUUGUUGGAUACACCUCGACAUCAACGGCUACCUGUGAAUCUACGGCUGAAUAGCGCACAUCCGCAGCCUGGAUUCGAUCCUUUUAGCCUCAUCAUUGAGAAGAUGCGCAUCUCAAACGCUUGUUUUGAAGCCUGCGAUCCGUUUCCGCAUCCGUUCGACCUCAUGUAUGGAGAGUCGCGGAACGAACUCGCGAAUGCGGUUGCGGUCAUCACUUACCCAAAUCCAUCGCGUAGGACAGAGAAGCUGGCUUAUCAGUGGUACAGUUAUCUUCUUGCACGUUGGAUGAUUGACCCUACUCCAAUAAACUUCUCAAGGAUACCUCCCAUGCUUCACCCAACCAAUCGACAGCUAUGCGUGCCUCACGCCCCGAUCUUCGAUUAUAUAGCCUGGCCGACCAUGCGUGAUAACUUUAUUGAUUCCGGAAUGCGAUAUUGUCGACCUGAAGUGUUCGGACUGCUUUUCGUGACGUGCCGGCUACGGAACACUCCCAAUGCGGAUUACAUCCUGAGAGACGUGAACAACGAGGCGUACAUCGAUCCGGCUUUUCUGGCAAAGGUUUGUGACAUCGAUAACUGGGUGCUUCUCGACCGUUUCUGGACAGACUAUCCGGACUUGGUGAAAGGUAUGGACCCGGCAAAACAUAUGAUCUCCGAAGAAGACCUUGUCUGA
This is a messenger RNA of Verruconis gallopava, 1215 nucleotides long. RefSeq lists its product as uncharacterized. Bases 1 to 1215 code for a protein of 404 amino acids. Lineage: Eukaryota; Fungi; Ascomycota; Dothideomycetes; Venturiales; Sympoventuriaceae. The record is from RefSeq and is a predicted model, not a curated record. The transcript is spliced from 3 exons.